AUGGAUUUAAACCUGAGAGACUGUCAUACAGGUACACCUGACUAUGAUCAGAUCCUUGAGCUGGCUACUUCGCAUCAUGCAUUCCCCUCGGUGCCAGUUUCCUCGUCUAGAGCAAGACUUGUGAACCAAACAAACGGUGAAAUCGUGGUGGUACCCCUGCCUCGCCAACUACUACUGAAUCCUCAAGAAGAAACUCAUACGACCACCACGUCGUCCUCUUCGUGUUUGUGUCCUCCACCAGUGACACCUCCAUCGCCAUCAGACACUCUGAGAAUGCCCGUUGUUGCGUCAAGUUCAAGUUCCAGCAGGGCUAGCCACAGUGACAUACAAAGGAGCUCAACGCCACACUUUUCUACUAGUUUGAAAAAGGAAGAGAGCGAUAGUAUAAAGAUCCCAGUGGUGGCUGCAACUACGAUACCACGUCCAGAUGGAACAUUUGUUCCUCUUGGUCCCGGUGACAACGUUGGAUCUUCCAGUAGUGGUAUGUCUACCGUUUCUACUGCAUUAUCUUCCCCCGCUGUUACAGCAACCAACUCAACCAAAGUGUUGAAUAAUGGUGCUGCUGUGUUGAAACAUUCUCGAGAAGCGACCCCCUCACGUGAAGGUACUCCGUUAUUACAUACUUCAUGUGCAACUACUCCAACAACUGCAAUACUGGUGGUGACUCCCUUUCUCGUCAAACACAUUGGAGACCAAACCCAAAUUCCAAAGGAUAACUUUCAUGAAUAUUGUUACCGUCAUAAUCCUGACAUCACCUGUAAUAAACUGGUGGAUGAGCAGAAACUCAAAGAACUCCAACACCAAUUGGAAAAACUUCCCUCUCGUGAUCAAGAAGCUAUAUCUCAUGUUUGGUCAAUCUUUAGUGCAGCUCCCCGUCAACACCGGACACUUAUACUACAGGGACUACUUACACAAUGUUGUUUCCCUCAACUCCUGUUCAUAUCCCAAGAGGUAUCUGUAUUAAUUCGUAUUGAUUUCAUAUCCAUUCUUCCGGUGGAAAUUGCCUUGAAGAUCCUUUGUUAUCUUGACUGUCGUUCCCUUUGUAUGGCUGCACAGGUUUCCAAAAAAUGGAAGUCUUUGGCCGAUGAUGACCGGGUAUGGCACCAUAUGUGUGAGCAACAUAUUGAUAGGAAAUGUCCUAAUUGUGGGUGGGGGCUUCCAUUGAUGCACAUGAAACGUAAUCGUGAUGUGACCACUCUUGAGCCAAAGAAGCGUGCAGCUUCUGAUGUGGGAGAAUCUUCACGACCACGCAUAGAAGAGUUAGAUCAAGAUCUGCCCAAUAUCAAACGUGUUAAGCUAGACGCGGAAGCUACAGUAGUCGCACCUACUGCUGCAGUAGUGCGUCGGAAACGUCCGUGGAAGGAAGUUUACUCCGAAAGAUUUAUGUUGGAGAAAAAUUGGCGUAAGGGUUUCUUUAAAGUUAGAAUGUUCAGGGGCCAUUCGGAUGGUGUCACAUGUCUCCAAUUCAAUCGUAAAUAUUUGGUUACGGGUUCUUAUGAUACAUCCAUUAAGAUUUGGCGAGUUGACACUGGAGAGUGUAUACGAACCCUUACAGGUCAUACAAAAGGUGUUCGAUCAUUGGCUUUUGAUUCACAAAAGUUGAUCACCGGAGGGUUGGAUCUGACAAUCAAAGUAUGGAAUUAUCAUACAGGUCAGUGUAUCUCCACAUACCGUGGACACGAUGAUGCUGUGGUUUCUGUUGAUUUCCAUAACAAGACAAUUGUGUCUGGAUCAGCGGACAAAACUGUUAAAGUGUGGCACGUGGAUUCUCGUACAUGUUAUACAUUGCGUGGGCACCUGGAUUGGGUUAACUGCGUUAAGAUUCAUCCACCUUCAAGCACUGUAUUCCUGGCAUCAGAUGAUACUACAAUUCGUAUGUGGGAUUUAAAGUCUAACCGAUGCCUUCGUGUAUUUGGUGGCAUGGAUAAAGAAGGACACAUUGGCCAAGUCCAAUGCGUUAUUCCAUUCACCUAUAAGGAUGAGAUGAUUGAAGAUCACAAUGACAGCGACUCUGAAUCUGCAUCGAACACUGCUGAAUCCAAUGCAUUUGAACGUGCAGAAGAUAAUGUUAACCAUAUUAACCAUAACAACAAUAACAAUGGAAAUAUGCAUGGAAACAAUCGUGAUGACGCACGUCAAAAUGUAACGAAUUUAGGAGAAGAAAGUACUACAUCCGAAGAAAAUACAUCCUCUGAAGAUGUAAACCAAUGUGAAUUGAGUCUUGAUGUUCAAUAUCCUACUCAUUUGUUGACUUGCUCCUUGGAUAACACCAUCAAAUUAUGGGAUGUUCGUACUGGUAGAUGCAUCCGUACUCAAUUUGGACACAUUGAAGGUGUUUGGUCUAUCAGUGCCGAUACUUUCCGUAUUAUUAGUGGUGCUCAUGAUAGAUUGAUCAAAGUAUGGGAUUUACAAGAUGGGAAAUGUCUUCAUACAUUUUCGAAUGAUUCCAGUAUUAGUUGUGUUGGAUUAUCUGAUUCUCGGUUUGCCGCUGGGUUAGAAAAUGGAGAUGUUAAGAUGUAUUGUUUUGAUGAAGAAUGUUAA
Messenger RNA from Lizanozyma spartinae, 2541 nucleotides. RefSeq names its product ubiquitin-binding SDF ubiquitin ligase complex subunit. The transcript has a single exon. Gene Ontology annotation, molecular function: protein binding. NCBI's taxonomy places the organism in Eukaryota, Fungi, Ascomycota, Pichiomycetes, Serinales, Debaryomycetaceae. The record is from RefSeq and is a predicted model, not a curated record. Bases 1 to 2541 code for a protein of 846 amino acids.